AUGACGACACUGAACAAUAAUCGCACUAUCUUCUCUCGGCCCGAAGACUGGAAACGAUUCAACACUGAACACCAGACUAAAGCCGUAGCCUUUGACCUCUGGGAUUACAUCAAUCCAGAAGACAAGGUUACUUGGCCGACAAAGCCAGAAGAACCCUCAUACGCCAAUUACCCGAAGAAGCUCGGCCGAGGAACGAGAACAUCAAGUUCGAUAACCGUCGGUGGAGAAGAAGAAUCGGUCGACCCGAAUAGAACGCCAACAAAUACCAUGGAAAUGACACAGAUUGGGAGAUCGGCAUAUACCCAGAAUUGGAAUCACUACACCCACAAGAGCAGGGAAUACACAGAACAUCGAAAGAACGUCAAAUCUAUGACCGAUUGGAUGCUGAAUACCAUUCAACAACCAUACCGAGCAACAAUCUACAAGGCCACGAAAAAGAUCGACCAGUGGUAUAAGGAUCUCCAGGACAUUGGGGACGUAUAUACAUCCCGUCAGAAGCCGGAGGCUCGAAACCGAUACCGACGGGCGACGACACAUCUCACGAGAUGCCGAAAGACCUGGGUGCAUGGAUAUCGCAAUGGGAAACUGCCGUUGCAUAUGCUAUAA
This is a messenger RNA of Anthostomella pinea, 606 nucleotides long. Lineage: Eukaryota; Fungi; Ascomycota; Sordariomycetes; Xylariales; Xylariaceae. The record is from the annotation of a GenBank genome assembly.